This is a messenger RNA of Gigantopelta aegis, 2973 nucleotides long. RefSeq names its product neuropeptide Y receptor type 4-like. Gene Ontology annotation, molecular function: G protein-coupled peptide receptor activity. Gene Ontology annotation, biological process: neuropeptide signaling pathway. The coding region runs from base 13 to 1158 and encodes 381 amino acids. Lineage: Eukaryota; Metazoa; Mollusca; Gastropoda; Neomphalida; Peltospiridae. The transcript has a single exon. Gene Ontology annotation, cellular component: membrane. The record is from RefSeq and is a predicted model, not a curated record.
AUCGUCAUCACUAUGUUAGCCUUAUUCUCCUUCUCCGGCAUUGUGGGCAAUGCUCUGGCGUUUUACAUUUACUACAAGAAGCGGGACAAGACGACAUCUAACGUGUUUAUCCUGUCUCUAGCUGUCACCGACUUCCUAGUGUGCCUCGUCGUGGUGCCCUACACGAUUGUCGCGGAACUCUUAAGCUAUCGCUUAGUGUACGACAUCAUCUGUAAAGUGUAUCUCUUCUGUAUAACGUCCAACGUCCCGCUGUCCGCGUUCAUAAUGGUGGCCAUUGCGUUCGACAGGUAUUUCUGUAUUUGUCAUCCCUUCCUCCGAGUGUUGACGGUGGAGCGAGCCAAACUUGGUGUUGCGUGCCUUACUCUGUUGUCGUUCGUUCUGGGGGUGAUAACGGCGUUGAAUUACGGCGUGGAUCGCGUGCACACCUCGCCAGUUGUGAACGACUCCAAUGUUUCUGCCAUGGUGGAUACGCUCGGCCCACGCAAUUCAUCAGCGGAUAACCAGACGUGGAGCUACUACUACAACGGAUAUUCCCUGGAGUACACCCAGACGAACCUUUCGAACGGAACCUUUAACGAUAAGGAGGAAGUGCGGUACAACACUGUUUUAGUGCGUGGUGAAUACUGCGGUCUCAAUUCCAUGAUUCUCAGCAUGCACUUCACGGCCUCCUACCAGAAGGUCUACGCCGCGCUGUUUCUCGUGUCCUUCAUCAUAGUUCUCGUUCUCUACGCCCUCAUAUACAGAUCCAUACUGCUACGACGGCGCUGGCGGUCACGCCGCAAGCGCAUGAGCUGCUACACCAGCGUGAACGGGGCGGAACAGACGGUGGUGGAGGAAACGCAGAUGACAGCCGUUAAUGGGAACGUGAAUGCCGACAAGUCUGCCUUGCCAAAGAAGUCGUCGACGAGCAGGCAGAUUGCCAUACGCGAGAAGACACUUUACGCCAAUGUGAAAACCGCGGGAAUGUUGUUCGUCGUCACGAUCGUUUUUAUCAUAUCGUUUUUACCUUCGUGGCUGAUCGGGCUGCAGAUGAUACCUUUCAACUUAAUAGUGUUCAAUAUUUAUUUUGUCAAUAAUGUGGCAAACCCUUUCAUCUACGCUUUCAUGAACAGAGCAUUUCGCGACGACCUCAAACAGUUACUGAAGAGAUGUAAAUAAAUCUUUCAGCGACCUAUUAACGCUUUCUGGUCUGUUUCUUGUUUCCAAUCUUAGUCCGAGACAACGUUACAAUUCGAUAACAGUGAAAAUAGAUUCGACCACAAAUUUCGGGAUAAAAUACUUAGACAAUAAAUGUUAGUUGAUUGGACCAACCACAUGGGUGAAUUAAGUUCCGGAACUGACCUUAUAAGGUCAGUAGAAUGCAAUGGACAAGAACGAAAACGUCGUAAUUCUGCCUGGAAGGUACACGCUCUGUCCAGCCAGGAAACAAUCAGGGGAGUGCGUUCACUUCAACUCAUUCGGUAAAUGUCUGGUGGCCAUGUAGGCCAUUCUGUGAAACAAAUGUAAUAUAAAACAUACACUAUAACGAACUGUACGCGUUCACUUUAACUCAUUCGGUAAAUGUCUGGUGGCCAUGUAGGCCAUUCUGUGAAACAAAUGUAAUAUAAAAAACACUGUAUAACGAACUGUACGCGUUCAGUUCAACUCAUUCGGUAAAUGUCUGGUGGCCAUGUAGGCCAUUCUGUGAAACAAAUGUAAUAUAAAAAAAACACUGUAUAACGAACUGUACGCGUUCACUUCAACUCAUUCGGUAAAUGUCUGGUGGCCAUGUAGGCCAUUCUGUGAAACAAAUGUAAUAUAAAAAAAAAACUGUAUAACGAACUGUACGCGUUCAGUUCACCUCAUUCGGCAAAUGUCUGGUGGCCAUGUAGGCGAUUCUGUGAAACAAAUGUAAUAUAAAAAAAACACUGCAUAACGAACUGUACGCGUUCACUUCAACUCAUUCGGUAAAUGUCUGGUGGCCAUGUAGGCGAUUCUGUGAAACAAAUGUAAUACAAAAAAAACACUGUAUAACGAACUGUACGCGUUCAGUUCAUCUCAUUCGGCAAAUGUCUGGUGGCCAUGUAGGCCAUUCUGUGAAACAAAUGUAAUAUAAAACAUACUGUAUAACGAACUGUACGCGUUCACUUCAACUCAUUCGGUAAAUGUCUGGUGGCCAUGUAGGCGAUUCUGUGAAACAAAUGUAAUAUAAAAAACACUGCAUAACGAACUGUACGCGUUCACUUCAACUCAUGCGGUAAAUGUCUGGUGGCCAUGUAGGCCAUUCUGUGAAACAAAUGUAAUAUAAAACAUAUUGUAUAACGAACUGUACCCACGCCUCUUGUACGCCCUUGUAAUCACAUUGUUAUGAGGGUCUCUAGACGAUCUUGGUAGAAACGCUCGUCCCAGUGGGUUUGUGGAGUAUUCCCGUCCCAAUCGUAUGACAAUGUUUUAAGGCGACUGAACGAAAGUCCACACAAAAUCAACCAAAGCUAUGAUGAGGAAUCCAAGCUUUGGAUUCAUUGCAACCAUAUUUAUUUUCUCUCCCCACAUUUUGUCGCUAAAUAUAUUAAUUCACGAUUUCGACUAAUUAGUUGUUGUGUAUGUAUAGUGUUGCAUUUAAUUGUCAACAUAACAAUUUCACUUCGUGUGUACAUAACUCAUUGAACCCAAAAGUAAAUAUUUGAAUGGAGAAGGCAGUACCAGUAUUCCCGUUUGCAAGUGUUCCUUUACAGAAUAUAUAUUUUGAUGAAAAUUCAAUUUUACUUCUCUAAUUGCUCACGUGUACAUUUUACCCAUGAACAGCCAUAAUUGUGUUUGUUACAAAUGAAGAGCUACGAAUGUUGAAAAUACUAUGUAUUUAAAAUGUUGUAAACGCGCGUUCAUUGUUGUUCUGCAUCUGAUCUAUGAAAUCUAAAGUGCAUAAUAAAACAUUUGUGUUCUUAAAAUCAACAUUUGAUGUCGACAAAUUACUGAAAUAAAGAAUAAAAUCAA